AUGGCUCAAGGGGCUUAUCUUGAUCACGGAGGAACCACCAUAUAUGCGAGGUCUCUUAUAACCGGCUUUUCACAGGCUAUGAUAGGUAACCUUUGGGGCAACCCGCACUCUGAAAACCUCCCUGCGAAAUUGUCCGGCGAGAUGGUGGACAGCAUCCGUGCAAAGACACUCGAUUUCCUAGGUGCUGACCCAGAGCACUUCGAUCUCGUCUUUGUUGCCAACGCUACGGCAGCUAUAAAGCUUGUUGCUGACGCAUUUCGCGACCUGGGGGAAAAGACGCCAACAAAAGGCUUCUGGUACGGAUGCCAUAGAGAAGCGCACACGAGUCUCAUUGGAAUCCGGGCACUCGCAGCAGGAGACUAUCAUUGCUUUGACGAUGACGAGAGCGUCGAUGAAUGGAUCUCUCAACCGUUCAGCUGCCAGACCCAAAAAGGAAAACCACCAAGUCUGGGCUUAUUCGCAUAUCCGGGUCAGUCAAAUCUUAGUGGACGACGCUUACCCAAGACUUGGCCGAGAAGGAUUCGUAAACACCCUCAACUUCGAAAUACCUAUACCCUUUUUGACGCAGCGGCUUUGGCCAUGACGAGCUCUUUGAAUUCUUUAUUCGAAGACCCCUUAGGUGCGCCGGAUUUCACUUGUCUCUCGCUUUACAAGAUUUUUGGUUUCCCUGACUUGGGAGCUCUGGUUGUGAGACGAGCCUCUGGACAUGUAUUGUGUCUACGAAGGUAUUUUGGUGGGGGGACAGUGGCUCAGUUGUCGCCAUUAAAGGACACUCGUGUUAUGAAGAAGGUGCCCGGCCUGGGGAACAAGUAUAUGUCGUGGGGUAUUCACGAAGGGCUUGAAGAUGGCACAUUGCCGUUUCACAGUAUAUUAGCACUUGGUAUCGCGAUUGAUACGCAUCUCAGACUGUAUGGCUCCAUGGAUAUCAUAUCUCGUCACUGUUGCUACCUCGCUCGCUCGUUAUACGAACAACUAGCAGAUCUUAAACAUCGUAACGGGUUACCAGUAAUCGAACUAUACGCCGAUGACUCUGUCAGGUAUGGCGAUCCUUCAGCACAAGGGCCGACUUUUGCCUUCAAUAUCAUGAGGGAGGACAGUUCAUACGUGCCUUGGACUGAGGUAGAAAGACUUGCCAACAAAGCUGGAGUAUACAUCCGAGCAGGGGGCGUUUGUUGUCCUGGCGGAGUGGCCCAAGCCUUGAAAUAUGAAGAAUGGGAAUGGGAUCGCAUCUUCUCAAGUGGCCAUGCCUGUGGUUCAACAGAGAUGGCCGUCGUACACAACAAACCAACUGGUAUCGUUCGUGCAAGUUUGGGCGCUAUGACUACCAAGCGCGAUAUAGAGGCUUUCGUCUCGUUCCUACAAAACGAGUUCGUCUUUAAAAGCACAGCCAUGCCGCUGUUGAUGGGAUCAUCGAAUGAGUUACCUUUUAGAGAGCCAUUUCUCUAUUCGAUGCGCAAUGUAUCUGAUAUGGAGCAUAUAAUGAGCUAG
Fusarium venenatum is the source of this 1488-nucleotide messenger RNA. RefSeq names its product pyridoxal phosphate-dependent transferase. Gene Ontology annotation, molecular function: molybdenum cofactor sulfurtransferase activity. NCBI's taxonomy places the organism in Eukaryota, Fungi, Ascomycota, Sordariomycetes, Hypocreales, Nectriaceae. The record is from RefSeq and is a predicted model, not a curated record. Gene Ontology annotation, biological process: molybdopterin cofactor metabolic process.